AUGAUCGUUCACUUUCCCGACGUGUUCGGGGCCAACGGAAUGUCAUGGGACGGCCUCGUAUCAACUAUCGACAUUGUGCCCACUACAUGUAUCUUGGACUACGCCGGUGUUGCUGACUACUACGACAUGGAUGGAAAGUCGUGGAAAAAUGCGGUUCAGAACAGUGCUAGGUUGGAAUUCUGGCGUGAUGAGCGCUGCCUCGUCUUCGAGCUAGACCGUGAUCGUGCAGUUCGCUGUGGGUGUGACAAGUACAUGGAACUCCCCGACUUGCUUCAAAGCGAGAAAGGCAGGAUCAACGACGAUGGCGUCUAUCAGGACGAGGAGCUCUUGUUCAAUGUCUGCGACGACACUGGCGUGUCUGUCCCAUCGGGCGCUGCUUCACCGGAAGUCAAUGACCUGAAGAGUUCCAAGCCAGGGAAACACGCCGCUAUGAAAUCCAUUCUUUACAAUCACAUUGAAUACACUCAGGCGGACAAUGAUCCUAUGGAGUUCACACCUAUUCAGCCCUAA
This is a messenger RNA of Seminavis robusta, 510 nucleotides long. NCBI's taxonomy places the organism in Eukaryota, Bacillariophyta, Bacillariophyceae, Naviculales, Naviculaceae. The record is from the annotation of a GenBank genome assembly.